UGCACUGAAUUGUAGCUCGUUAUUCUGGGUUUUAAAGAAGAUUAGCAAAAGGAUCAUGCAGUGGCUUUUUUAGGGCGGCUGUGGCUCGGUGGUACAGUGGUCGUCUUGUGACCAGAAGGUUGUAAGUUCGAUUUCAGCUUCCUGAGCCACAUGUUGAGCUGCCCCGGGGCAGGGCACUUAUUUUUUACAGUGUACACAUCAGAAGGUGAGCUCCUCCUCCUCCUCACCUGUAACAAGCUGAUCACCUGCAGCGCCUCCAUUGUGUGACGCAGACAUCUCAGCAGCAGAUCCAACUUACUGAGGUCCAGAAGAUGGAAGAUUUGGACCUAAAGGAGAACAGAGCAGAACCUCCAGGAUCCGUCUGUCCUUCUAUGAGGAGUGACUGGUCCAGAGAUAAACCUCCAUACUUCCAUAAUGAACCUGGACCCUCAGACAGGAAAGGGAGGAAGAGGAGCAGCGUUGGUGAGGAGGAGCAGCCACCCUGCUGUGCUUUGUGUCAGAAGGUUCUGGUGGAUCCGGUCUCUACCAGCUGUGGUCACUGGUUCUGCAGACAGUACAUCAGGUCCUACUGGGACCAGUCUGGACCCUCCUUCUGCCCCCAGUGUGGAGAAAGACCCAGAACAGGAGCUGGACUGCUGACAGCCAAUCAGAGCAGCUGUGCUCCAGCAGAUGUUGGCCAGCAGGAGGUCCUACAUGAACAUAAGAUCAGUCUGAGAAGGAAAUGUAUUUGUGUGACUGAAGGAAGUGAUGAGCUAGAAAGUAGAACUCUCCUCAACAGGAUCUACACUGAUCUCUACAUCACAGAGGGACAAAGUGAAGAGGUUAAUACCCAACAUGAGGUGAAGCAGCUGGAGAGAGCUUCCAAGAUCCAAAACCUCCAUGACUCUACAAUCAGGUGCCAUGACAUCUUUAAAUCCUUCCCUGAUCAACAUGGAGCCAUCAGAGUGGUUCUGACCAACGGCGUCGCUGGUGUUGGAAAAACCUUCUCAGUGCAGAAGUUCACUCUGGACUGGGCAGAGGGCUUGGAGAACCAAGAUGUCAGUGUGGUGGUUCUGCUUUCGUUCAGGGAGCUGAACUUGAUCAGAGAUGAGCAGCACAGUCUUCUCACGCUGCUCCAUGUUUUCCAUCCAACCCUCCAGAAGCUCCUAGCAGAGCAACUGGCUGUCUGCAAACUCCUCUUCAUCUUUGAUGGUCUGGAUGAAAGCAGACUUUCACUGGACUUCAACAACAGUCAGCUGGUUUCUGACGUCACACAGAAGUCAUCAGUCAACGUUCUGCUGACAAACCUCAUCAAGGGGAACCUGCUUCCCUCGGCUCUCAUCUGGAUAACUUCCAGACCUGCAGCGGCCAGUCAGAUCCCUCCUUCAUUUGUUGCCAGGGUAACAGAAGUACGAGGCUUCACUGACGCCCAGAAGGAGGAGUACUUCAGGAAGAGGUUCAGUGAUGAAGAGCUGUCCAGCAGAAUCAUCUCCCACAUUAAGACCUCCAGGAGCCUCCACAUCAUGUGUGGAAUCCCAGUCUUCUGCUGGAUCACUGCUAUAGUUCUGGAGAACAUGUUUACCUCAGAGCAGAGAGGAGAGCUGCCCAAGACCAUGACUGACAUGUACUCACACUUCCUGCUGGUCCAGACAAAGAGGAAGAAGAACAAGUACAAUAGAGGACAUGAGACAAGACCACAGGAGCUGAUGAAUGCUGACAGGGAAGUUCUUCUGAAGCUGGGGAGGCUGGCGUUUGAACAUCUGGAGAAAGGAAACAUCAUGUUCUACCACGAAGACCUGGAGCAGUGUGGUCUGGAUGUCACAGAGGCCACAGUGUACUCAGGAGUUUGUACAGAGAUCUUCAAAAGAGAGAUUGUGAUCUUCCAGAAACCAGUCUACUGCUUUGUUCAUCUGAGCAUUCAGGAGUUUCUGGCUGCAGUCUACAUGUUCCACUGUUUCACCUGCAGGAAAACAGAAGUGGUAAAGAAUUUCCUGGGAGUAAACUACAGCGAAACAUCUCUGGAUGACUUCAUAGAGAAAGUCAUGUAUAAAUCCCUCCGCAGAAACAAUGGCCACUUGGACCUGUUUGUUCGCUUCCUUCAUGGUCUCACUCUGGAGUCCAACCAGAGACUGUUAGGAGGCCCAGCAGGCCUCUUAGGAGGCCCGGCAGGCUCAAAAACCAUCCAGAGAAUCAUUAACAAUCUGAAGGAGAUGAACACUGAUUAUUUCUCUCCUGACAGAACCAUCAACAUCUUCCACUGUCUGAUGGAGAUGAAUGACCUCUCAGUUUUUCAGGAGAUUCAGCAGUUCCUGAAAUCAGGGAAUGAACUAUCAGAGAUCCAGUGUUCAGCUCUGGCCUUCAUGCUGCAGAUGUCAGAGGUUCUGGAUGAGUUGGACCUGGAGAAGUACAAUACAUCAGAAUCUGGACGACUUAGACUGGUUCCAGUUGUGAGGAACUGCAGAAAGGCUCGACUUGGUGGCUGUAAACUCAGACAGGCUGAAUGUGAAGUUGUGGCUUCAGCUCUGAAGUCCAACCAACAUCUGACUGAACUGGAAAUAAGUCAGAUCAACAUAGAGGGAAUCAUUACAGACUCUGAACUGAAUCAUGUGUGUGAGAUCCUGGAGAGUUCAGUCAGUAAAGUAAAGAGUCUGAGAUUGAAGAAUUGCAGCUUGUCAGCGAUCAGCUGUUCUUCUCUGGUCUCAGCUUUGAACUUUAACCCCUCACAUCUGACUGAACUGGACCUGAGCUGGAACAACUACCUAAAGGAUUUUGGAGUGAAGGAGCUCUGUGGUUUCCUACAUAAUCCUGAAUGCAGAAUACAACGAUUACGAUUAGAGGAAUGCAGUUUGUCAGAGAUCAGCUGUUCUUCUCUGGCCUCAGCUCUGACCUUUAACCCCUCACAUCUGACUGAACUGAACCUGAGCAGGAACGACCUGGAAGAUUUUGGAGGGCAGGACCUCUGUGGUUUCCUACAGAAUCCAGAAUGUAAACUACAACGAUUACAAUUGGAGAACUGCAGUUUGUCAGAGAUCAGCUGUUCUUCUCUGGUCUCAGCUCUGACCUUUAACCCCUCACAUCUGACUGAACUGGACCUGAGCGACAAUGACAUGAAAGAUUCUGGAGUGAAGGAGCUCUGUGGUUUCCUACAGAAUCCAGAAUGUAAACUACAACGAUUACAAUUGGAGAGCUGCAGUUUGUCAGAGAUCAGCUGUUCUUCUCUGGCCUCAGCUCUGACCUUUAACCCCUCACAUCUGACUGAACUGGACCUGAGCAAUAACGACCUGAAAGAUUCUGGAGUGAAGGAGCUCUGUGGUUUCCUACAGAAUCCAGAAUGUAAACUACAACGAUUACAGUAAGUCACCAUGUUUUAGUUUAUUGCUGAUGUUUGUGAUGUGAAAGUUUUCUUGCCACUAACCUGCAGACGUCUGGCUGAUAUUCUACUGAUCCACUCUGAGGGUCUUCAUGGUAAAGUCUGCUUUCUUCUUCUAUGGUUUGGUCAAAUUAAAGCUUCUGUGUUUUUUAGAAAUGAGGAAACCUGCUGAUAGACGGGAAGAUGGAAUCAGUUAAAAUACUGAUGUCAGUUUAAUGUUUGAAUCUCUUUAAAGUGGAGGAGCUCAGAUAAGUCGGCCAAGAUUUCCUGAAUUGUGGGAGAUCAUUUCUGGGCUGAUAUUUCCAUGUGAAGCUGAUCUUAUCCACUGAUCUUCUCUUCCUCAGCAAAGGUCUAAAUAUCAGCCACUGUCCUCUUUAGCAGUGACAGGUUUGCCUGACAGGCCGACCCUGGAGGUUGUGUCUGCAUGUUUAUGGUCAACAGUAGUGAUCCUAGUGUUGCCAGGCAGAAUCAGCAGCUCAGGAUUUUUCACAUGUUGGAGCAGAAAACUGCAGCCAGUUCAGCUCCACUUUCAAACCUUCAUGAAAUCAGUUUUUCUCCAUUUUCUACAGAUUGACUUUGUAACAGUUCAGUUUCUAUUCUGUGAAUAAUUUGAUAGAAUUCAUCUGAAAAUCAAAGUUCAUAUCUUCUGCUGUAAGAAACAUUUUCCUGAGUUUGUUCCUGGACUUGGAGCCAGAGAUUCAUUUAGUCUCUGCGUUGGACCGGCUGAUCUGAGGUCAGAACCAGACGGCAUUCGGACUGGAAAUCCCCCUCAUGUGGAGAAGGUCAAAGGUCAUUCAGCCCAGUCUAGAAAAGUGAAGUUCAGAUUCUAGAAUCUGACAGGAACAUAUCUAUAAUCAAUGAUUGAUGCUUCAACACUAAAAUCCUCCAACUCAUCAUGACCCAGUACCAGGUUCUGGUUCUGGUUCUGGUUCAGCUCCUAAAGUCACUUUGACAUUAAAUAUUCUCCAUGACUUCAUGUCUUUAUGGCUGAUGAAUAAUGAAAUAGUUGAAUUUCUCUGCAUUAAUCUCCAUUAGUUGGUUUUUCCUCCUGAUUGUUGGUUUUGUGUGAAACUUGGAUGAUUUGCUGCAGAAGCUGAGUUUGUAUUGAUGGAGCUGCUGGUGGAGCUGACAGAGUUUAAGAGCUGAAGUCAGCAGGUCUUUAUUGAAGCAGCAGCAUGUUGGCAUUAAUAUUCAUGAGACUCUUUAACUGGUUCUGUUGGACUGGUUAACCUGCAUCCUGUUGACUUCAGCUCACAUCUUUUAUUCUUUAUUCAGAUUGAUGUUCUGCAGUUUGACAGAGAUCAGCUGUUCUUCUCUGAUCUCAGCUCUGACCUUUAACCCCUCACAUCUGACUGAACUGGACCUGAGA
This is a messenger RNA of Xiphophorus maculatus (southern platyfish), 4718 nucleotides long. RefSeq names its product NACHT, LRR and PYD domains-containing protein 12-like. Bases 312 to 3335 code for a protein of 1007 amino acids. NCBI's taxonomy places the organism in Eukaryota, Metazoa, Chordata, Actinopteri, Cyprinodontiformes, Poeciliidae. The record is from RefSeq and is a predicted model, not a curated record. Gene Ontology annotation, molecular function: protein binding; metal ion binding. The transcript is spliced from 9 exons.